Messenger RNA from Scatophagus argus, 2830 nucleotides. RefSeq names its product cathepsin A-like. The record is from RefSeq and is a predicted model, not a curated record. Gene Ontology annotation, biological process: proteolysis. The transcript has 11 exons. Gene Ontology annotation, molecular function: serine-type carboxypeptidase activity. Lineage: Eukaryota; Metazoa; Chordata; Actinopteri; Scatophagidae. The coding region runs from base 180 to 1559 and encodes 459 amino acids.
CUUCCGUGUACAGUCAGGCGCAGGUCACGUGACUUACAGUAGCAGUCACAUGACGCUUUGAUUCGACUUGUUCUUGCGGAACUACAACUGAGGACGUUGGGAGAAGCUGCUGCGACAGAGAAACUUUGUCUUUGUCUUCUGUUGAUGAGCGCUGCUCUUUAGUGCGGGUUUUUUCAGCGAUGUUCGCCCGGGGGUUGUUGGCCUGCUUGCUGGCCGUGUUUCAGCUCGGCUCUCGGGCUCAUUACGCUCCGGAUGAGGUAACUUACCUGCCAGGUAUGACGUUCAAACCCAACUAUCGACAGUGGUCAGGAUACCUCCAGGCACGGCCGGGAAAGUUUCUCCAUUAUUGGUUUGUGACUUCUCAGAGGGACCCAGUCAAAGAUCCUCUGGUGCUCUGGCUGAAUGGAGGCCCAGGCUGCAGCUCUCUGGAUGGAUUCUUGUCAGAGAAUGGACCGUUUCAUGUAAAUGAUAAUGGGGCCACACUGUAUGAGAAUGAAUUCAGCUGGAAUAAGAUUGCCAAUGUGCUGUAUGUAGAAUCUCCUGCUGGAGUGGGAUAUUCCUACUCUGAUGACAGAAAGUAUGCCACUGAUGAUGACCAGGUCGCUGAAGAUAAUUACAGAGCCCUGCAGAGUUUCUUUGCCAAGUUCCCGAUGUUCACUCAGAAUGAGUUCUUCAUCUUUGGGGAAAGUUAUGGUGGGAUUUAUGCACCAACCCUCAGCCUUCGCGUGGCUACUGGAGCUGCCACAAUCAACUUCAAGGGCUUUGCAGUGGGAAAUGGUCUCAGCAGCUUUGCCAUCAAUGACCAAACUUUGAUCUACUUUGGUUACUACCACGGCCUGUUUGGAGAAGACUUGUGGCGUGAUCUGAACAUGAACUGCUGUGAGAAGGGAAACUGUAACUUCUACAAUUCCAGUUCAGAGACAUGCAGGACGCUGGUGGGUGUGGCCUUUGGGAUCGUCUAUGACAGCGGACUGAAUGAGUAUGCCCUGUACUUGGAUUGUGAGGGUGGCAGAAGAUCCCACAGAGCCUACGACAGGACCAUGAGUCACCUGUUUAAGAACUACAGGAAACACUCACACACUCACAAGUUUUCAGAUCGAGUGUCUCUGGGCGAAGUCCCUCCCUGCAUCAACAGCACAGCCCAGAUGAACUGGCUGAACAGAGGUGAUGUGAGGAAAGCUUUACACAUACCAGAUACACUUCCACCAUGGGACAUCUGCAGUGACGAUGUUGGAGAGCAAUACACCAACCUGUACCCGACAGUGAAGGAGGUGUAUCUGAAGCUGCUCUCUCUGGGCCUCCGGGCGCUGGUCUACAACGGAGACACUGAUAUGGCCUGCAACUUCCUGGGAGACCAGUGGUUUGUGGAAGAUCUCGGCAUGAAGAUGACCACUAAGUACCAGCACUGGAUUCAUGACGACCAGAUUGCAGGUUUCUACCAACAGUUUGGAAACAUCACUUUCCUGACGAUCAAGGGUGCAGGUCACAUGGUUCCUCAGUGGGCUCCGGGUCCAGCUUAUCACAUGUUCCAGUCUUUCCUAACAAAUGGUCCUUACUGAGCCACCGUUUUGGAGCAUAUGUUUUUCUCAGGGAAUGUGAUUUUGGAGGGAAAAGGACUGUUAGGGCACUUAACUAUCACUUGUUAUUGUUCAUAAUGUACCUGCAGUGCAGCGCGUUGAGUAUCUGGAGAGGGACAUACACAUGUUGUGUUGGCUUUGUUCUGCGACCGUCUAGAUUUGAAAUGGAAAAGAUUUAUACAUCUCUAUGGGGUUAAUGGUAAAGGAAUCUAAACCUGUUUUUAGACCGUCAGUUUUAAAUGAUGAUAAUUACACUUAAUAUUUGGUAAGCAGCCACCUUCACUUCUCUUUGAGCUUGGUGUCAGUCUGGUUUUCAGAAGUGAAAAGCACAAGCUCCUUUUUACAUUGUGUUGAAACUGGGGAACCGCAUGUGUAUUUGAAAGGUUAAAUGUCCUUCACUAUUCACCCAAAAAUAGAAGUGAAAGCCUUGAUUUUAAGAAGUCAGUGCUUUGACCUCACCAUUUCAUAUCUGAAAUGCACAAUAAAAAGUCAGAACAUACAUUUUCCCUUCCCAGAUGCUUAAACUGCACUCUAGAUGAUCAAAUGAAAACAUUUUCUGUUGCACUGAUGUAAAGUUGAAUCAUGACAUUCGUGGCCUUCACUGACACUAUUCAGCAAUAAUUAAGCUGUUGAGAACAUAUGAGGUGAUUGUUCUGAACCUAAUGGCGAUGCUCAAAAAUGUCCGGAUCAGCACUGCAACUUCACUUGCAUUUGUCUGUCAAAGAACUGCCAGGAACACGUGGAUUGUCAGAUUUAUUCACAUGCCUUGAUUGUAGUUCAUGUAUUGGGAUGUCACAGCUAGUUCUGUUAUGUAUUUCCAUUAAAAUACAAACCUAAUGUUUGCAAGACAACAAAGACAUGUGACUUCUGAUUAACAAAUGCCUCAAGGGUAAAAAAAAAACAAAACACGGUAAAUCAGCAACAGAACUUGUAAACGUGCCUGACGUCCACUCAUGACCAGACAAAAUGUCUGCAAAAGGAUGACUUUGUAACCAAAAGGUUAAAAAAAAAAGAAAUUGACACAAACAGUUAAACAUCUCUAUUUCCAACAAAGACUGAAAAAAAUUCAGUAAAACAGAAGCAACCUGGCACAGAUGUUUUCUGUUGACAAACAGCAUCACUGUUCUGACUGCAGCUCCUUUCCCUUCCUCUAAAAUAUGGUAAAUGUGUUUAUUCCAACAGUGUGGAAAAAAAACAUAUCCCUUUUACAUUCUGUCCCUCAUGUCCACAAAUAAAACAUUUUAUAAAAGCUG